AUACAACUUUAUUUUAUAUACAUAAGUUUUGUUUUUAAUAGAAUAUAAUAUAAUUUAUAUGAUUUUAUAAUUGUAUUGAUGAAAUAUUAAUAAUUUUGUUAAAAGCUAUAAAACACAUAUACCUGUGUAAAAAUUUAAAGAUCAAGUUGUAAAUAAAAAAGUUCACGCAGAAAAAUCAAAUCAAAAUUCACCGCGAAAUUUGAGUAUAUUCUUCUUUUCUAAAAAAUAAAUAAAUAAAUAUAGUUUUCAAAAGUAGUAAUACAAAGUUGUAGUGAAAUUUAUGUUUUUGAUUAUUAAUGUUUAGAUUUUGUCCAAACAAAAACAAAGCUAAUCAUAAUCUUUUUCAAAUCGAACCAGAAAUUUAAUUCCGAGUAAGACCGAGCGAACCCCCCUUCUCUUCCCUUUUUGUUGUGUCCAGCGUUUCCAUCUUUAACGGUACACAAAGACAUUUGCUUGAUUUCAUUCACUGCCUUCUACUCUUCUCAGACCGAACAUCUAAUCUCCUUCGAUACCGCACAACAUUUCGAGGUCUACCUCUGUUUUCUGUCUGCAGCCACUACCGUUUCUCUAGGGUCAAGAACAUCAUGGGCUCUUUUCUCUUUCACUUAUUGGAGAAGAGGGGAGUAUUGUGGAGAGGUUGCAAGGUAUCAGCACUCUUUGGUCUUGGGUUCUGCACGCAUAAUGCUUUGACCAUUUAUCCAAAUGAGUUAAGUAAACAAACCCAACAGGUGUUGGCUAGAGCGAAGUCUUGCGAAAAGGAUUAUAGGGCUAGGCUGGCUAAUGUGAAAGAAGUCAGAAAAGAGUUGGACGAUGUACUGCAGGUCUGCAGGGCUGAACUAGCUACUGUGGAAGAGCAUAAAAGAGAACUUGAAAAAGCCAGGCAGCCUGAACCUGUGGAAACGUGGUGUGAAUCUAAUGAAGAAUCUGCGUGGAUUUUCAUGAGCGAAAUGGAGGAGAAGAAACGAUCUGAUGGUACAGAAUAGGAACUAAACUAAUUAAAUACUUAGUAGCUGAAGGCUGUGAUGAUCUCAAUAUGACAAAAAACGCAAGUCAUAUGACGACUGUAUCUUCUUCUUGUUCUGACAUUAAACAUAUUCACAACUCCGGUCAUGGUAUCAAAUGUAUGCAGAGGGUUUUAGUAAAAUCAAAAGGAAACAAGAAUUGAAUUACA
Messenger RNA from Raphanus sativus (radish), 1171 nucleotides. RefSeq lists its product as uncharacterized. The coding region runs from base 585 to 983 and encodes 132 amino acids. The record is from RefSeq and is a predicted model, not a curated record. NCBI's taxonomy places the organism in Eukaryota, Viridiplantae, Streptophyta, Magnoliopsida, Brassicales, Brassicaceae. The transcript has 7 exons.